Liolophura sinensis is the source of this 1016-nucleotide messenger RNA. RefSeq lists its product as uncharacterized. Lineage: Eukaryota; Metazoa; Mollusca; Polyplacophora; Chitonida; Chitonidae. The coding region runs from base 9 to 809 and encodes 266 amino acids. The record is from RefSeq and is a predicted model, not a curated record. The transcript has 5 exons.
ACAACAAAAUGGCUUCACUGAGCACAGCAUGCGUUGCUAUCCUGUUUCUUGGACUCGCAGUCGAGUUCGGCUCCUGUAACUUCCGGCCAAACGUGGUUAAUGUUCGACCUGGAUCAUUCGGGAAAAGUCUUCCAUCAAGACCAGCGAUAGACCCUAAAGCUCUCGCCGCUGCUAAACAGAGGUUUGCAGGGGGUUUUAACUUCUCCCCAUACCCAUGUAAUCUGGCGAGGAUUGAACCAUACAGAGAUCCUUCUAUCAAAAAGACUUCGAUACCCGGUAGGAGAUCCUCCAGCGUUCCUAGUGCCAUUUUGAAUAUGGCCAUGAAGCGCGCUUCUAACAAGAGAAGCCCGGAGGCGCAAGCUGCCAAGGUUCUAAUGGACAAUUCUAGGAAAAUUCAGGCUAGUCAGAUGAAGACAUUGUCUGCUGCCCGGAACCGAACCAAAAGACAAGCCCCUGAAAUGGUAUACUUAUCUGAUACUGUCGUAACCGAAAUGUGCUCAGCACAGGAAAAACGGAUCAUCUCAGUUAUCAACCAAGGUACAGAGUGCUACACUAUUCUGCCACAGGAAGUCCAAAUGUUCGAAUGUGCCUCGCCUUUCGUGAGAGGACUAAGCAAUCCUUUCCCCUUCAUGCAGAAGUUUUAUUGUGAGCCCAGCGAUUACUUGGAAACAGCCUGGUACGUGAUCUGUGGAAACCUAGCUAGACCAGAAAUCCGUGUACAUUCCGCCUUUGUCCCGAUUAACUGCGGCUGUUCGUCAUACCAGUGCAACUUUGAGCCCUACCAAUCCAACGCCCCUCUCGAUUUCUAAAUAAACUCUUCUAACUUAUUUAUAUAUACUGUAAACUAUUGUCUGUUAGCCGAGGUGGCUGACUUGCACCAAACUUGCAAAUGGAACGCAAAUCGAUCUGCGAUGACUUUGUGUGCUCCUUGGAUAUGACGCGCACCUGCCUGUUGCAUGAAUGUGUAUGUACAGUUUGGGAAUAUUUUUGUUCAUUAAUUGUCAUGUGUGAAUAUG